Messenger RNA from Toxotes jaculatrix (banded archerfish), 1229 nucleotides. It is a transcript of the gene trappc6bl, whose product is annotated as trafficking protein particle complex subunit 6B, like. The coding region runs from base 125 to 616 and encodes 163 amino acids. The transcript has 7 exons. Gene Ontology annotation, biological process: regulation of GTPase activity; endoplasmic reticulum to Golgi vesicle-mediated transport. Gene Ontology annotation, cellular component: trans-Golgi network; cis-Golgi network; TRAPP complex. The record is from RefSeq and is a predicted model, not a curated record. Lineage: Eukaryota; Metazoa; Chordata; Actinopteri; Toxotidae.
GUUAGGGGUGAAUCCCUGCUAACUCCGCCCGCGUGAAUCAACGGAACGUCGACCUUGUACUGAUUUCGAGCAAACCUAGGCUGGCUCCUAUUUCCUUCGUGUAGCCUACAACAAUUUGACAGGAAUGGCAGACGAGGUUCUGUUUGAAUUUCUCCAUUUGGAGAUCGUGUCCCAUGUUUACAAGGAGCAGCAAUCCAGUAAAGGGGAGAUGGAUAACAAGGACAGAGCUGUCUGUGUUUCUGUCCUCGAAGGGAUGGGCUUCAGGGUGGGACAGGGACUCAUUGAGAGGUUGACCAGGGACUCUCCCAGCUUUAAGGAUGAGUUGGACAUAAUGAAGUUUAUCUGCAAAGACUUCUGGACAAAGGUGUUCAGGAGGCAGAUUGACAACCUCAGAACAAACCAUCAGGGUACCUAUGUUCUACAGGACAACAAAUUUGCUCUUUUGACUCAGCUCUCCAGUGGAAAACAGUACCUGGAUCAGGCUCCUAAGUACCUCGCUUUUUCAUGUGGCAUGGUGAGAGGAGCUCUGUCUAACCUUGGUCUGGACAGUGUGGUGACAGCUGAGGUCUCAGUUAUGCCAUCCUGUAAGUUCCAGGUGGUGAUCCAGAAAUUGUGACCUGAUCCUCUUUGCUACCCUGGUGCUGAUGAACGGGGCCCUUUGAGGUUCUGUUAAUCCUAAAGAGAGAAUAACAGUUCCUGACCUCCCACUGAACAGCCCAACCACCUAGGGAAUCAACCACUACCCUGAUUUCCACAGCUGGGGCAAACAGGACUAGCCAGGUUCGGCUGAUAACCCUGUAACCCUGGUAGGGUAAACAGAGUUAGCCAGAGCUUACAUUUUACCUGUGGUUCUAUGAUACUGAACAAGAUUUGUUUUAUUCAUUUUGAUGGAGGUUAUUUCCCACCUGAGCUAAACAAUGUAUUUUGUUCUCAGCUUUAGUUUUAGCUAAAUAAGUGGAGCAUGGCUCUGACUGACACCCUUUGGUCGAGCUUUGAAAAUUAAUACUGACUGUGAGUGGCUGUGAAUACAAUGUGAAUGUAUUGUUAAUGAUAAGGUAAUUUAAUAUUCUUUGUAAUGUGUUGCAACGUUGAGUCAGCCCGAGUGCUUACAAAGAAAUAAUUGGAAAUGGAAAACAAAAAAAACAAAAGAAAAAACGUAAAGCAGAACGAUCAGCAGAACGAUCAGCAGAACGUAGAACAAGACAUCACUUUUGAUUAAAUUUUUCAGA